Messenger RNA from Chrysochloris asiatica (Cape golden mole), 794 nucleotides. RefSeq names its product homeobox A6 (gene HOXA6). Gene Ontology annotation, cellular component: nucleus. Lineage: Eukaryota; Metazoa; Chordata; Mammalia; Afrosoricida; Chrysochloridae. The record is from RefSeq and is a predicted model, not a curated record. Gene Ontology annotation, molecular function: RNA polymerase II cis-regulatory region sequence-specific DNA binding; DNA-binding transcription factor activity, RNA polymerase II-specific. Bases 20 to 721 code for a protein of 233 amino acids. The transcript is spliced from 2 exons. Gene Ontology annotation, biological process: regulation of transcription by RNA polymerase II; anterior/posterior pattern specification.
CCUGCAGAGGGGUGCGCAAAUGAAUUCCUAUUUUGUGAAUCCCACUUUCCCCGGGAGCCUGCCCAGCGGCCAGGACUCCUUCCUGGGCCAGCUGCCCCUCUACCCGGCUGGCUAUGACGCGCUGAGGCCCUUCCCGGCCUCGUACGGGGCGUCGAGUCUCCCGGACAAGACGUACACCUCACCUUGUUUCUACCAACAGUCCAACUCGGUCCUGGCCUGCAACCGGGCGUCCUACGAGUACGGGGCCUCAUGUUUCUACUCUGAUAAGGACCUCAGUGGCGCCUCGCCCUCGGGCAGUGGCAAGCAGAGGGGCCCCGGGGACUACCUGCACUUUUCUCCCGAGCAGCAGUACAAACCCGACAGCAACAGCGUGCAGGGCAAAGCCCUCCAUGACGAAGGCACCGACCGGAAGUACACGAGUCCAGUUUACCCCUGGAUGCAGCGGAUGAACUCCUGCGCGGGUGCUGUAUAUGGGAGUCACGGGCGCCGAGGUCGCCAGACCUACACGCGCUACCAGACCCUGGAGCUAGAGAAGGAGUUCCACUUUAACCGCUACCUGACGCGCCGCCGCCGCAUCGAGAUUGCCAACGCGCUCUGCCUCACCGAGCGCCAGAUCAAGAUCUGGUUCCAGAACCGCCGCAUGAAGUGGAAAAAGGAGAAUAAACUCAUCAAUUCCACGCAGCCCAGCGGGGAGGACACAGAGGCAAAGGCGGGCGAGUAAACCGUCUGAGCAAGGACCAGGCCAGCGCCACAACCUUCCUUUGCUUUGCCCCCUUGUUCUUGCUGCUCCCCAA